AUGGAGAUAAACCUGACAGAGAAUAAAGAUAGUGUACAAGAGGGCAUUAAGUGGGCACAGCUUGCCAUUCUGAACCCAGGAAGGCCGUCUACUGACUACCAACCCGGCAAUAACGCUAACACUGAUGAGUCUUAUUACCAAGUGAAGUUCUCCCCAAAUGUGGUUCGGUUGGACAUCUCAGCACCUAACUUCCCUAAUCUCUCCUUCUAUGAUCUACCUGGUGUCAUCAGCCAGGCGGAACACGACUAUGAGCAGUACCUGGUUUCACUGGUGGAGAACCUCGUGAAAGAGUACAUCUCGAAAGAAAAUUGCAUCAUCCUGCUGGCACUUCCGAUGACCAAGUAUGUGAUGAACUCCAGAGCUGCACAUAUCAUGCGGGAUAUCCCUGGCGCCAAAGAAAGAACUCUCAGUGUCCUUACAAAACCUGACUGUAUCCAGACAGGCGAGUCGUAUGCCCAGUGGGUCGAGAUUCUGGAAGGAGAGAAAUUUAGACUUGGCCAUGGCUACUACGUCGUCCGCAACAAUCCUAACCCGGCCGUCGAGCAUUCUCGCGCGAGAGAAGAGGAGGCUGUCUUCUUUGCAAACGGUCCCUGGGCAACAGAACUAUCUGCCUACCAGGACAGAUUUGGCACCAGAAACCUACAAGCAGCGCUUUCAGGUCUUCUUCUGGAGCAGAUCCAGGGCUGUCUUCCAAGGAUUAUCGAACAAAUUAACGAGAAAGCCGCGCGAAUCGAGGCAGAGUUACAGACACUACCCGAACCCCCCUCGGCAAACGCCCCGUUCAUCCUUUGCGGCAAAUUGAACCAUCUCAAAGACCAGAUCCGUGCCCAUAUCAACGGCGGCUCAGCUCAGUAUCCUCUCCAAAAGAUAUGGGGCAACAUUGCAAAGGACUUUAAAAGAGCUCUGUUGAAAACCAGGCCGACCGUCCAGCUACUUGCCCAUUCAGACAAGAUGGCCAUUCCCAUUGCGCGUCAGGAUGCUGACUCUGACUGUGAAAUAAUCGCAGUACAGCGAUUUGUGAGCGUUACCAUGAAUAGGAAACGCAAGACCCCAUGCGAUCGACCUACUCUAACUCUAGCGGAGCCAAAGCCAGAACAGCCCUCAACCCUGAAGCCGUCAGGUUAUUAUAUAGAACACUUUAAUCAGUUUGACCGUCCUGCACGAAUGUUCACUUGGGAAGAAAUCAGAGAAAUUAAUGAGGACUCUUAUCGUGCUGGUAUUCCUGAUCCGACAGACCCCAAAGCCGUGGACUUCAUGAACCAGAUGAGCGUUGAGCACUGGGACGAACCAAUGCAAGAAUUCUUGAAGGCAACUUACCAGCUACUGAGGGACUUAUUAAUGAAACAACUCAAAGAAGUCUUCACACCAGACUACCAGACCAGUCUCUACCAAGAGCUUGAACGCAUCACUGGCAACUACCUCCAAACACUUCACAAGGAGCACUUAGGACACGCACAAGAGAAGUACAAUAUUGAGCAUAACAAGCCUUUCACCAUGGCAAUCCAGGCCCUUGAACAGGCCACGGAAAAUGCUGAAAAGUAUCUGAAAGCUCAUCGACACGAAGCAAGGUCGCACUGCUUUCUCAAUCUUCAAGGCAAAAUCCCACAGGGAGACCCACGCCGCAACACUGAGAUUAAGAAACUCACUGCUACAGAGCUCGGGCCUGACAGAUUUAUUCAGGAACUCAAGAUGAUGGCGCAUAGCUUUGCUGAGCGCGGCGGCAGAGGCCCCUGGCUGCAGGACAACGGCAGGGAUGAUGAUGAUGAUGAUGAUGAUGAUGAUGAUGAUGAUGAUGAUGAUGAUGAUGAUGAUGAUGAUGAUGAUGAUGAUGAUGAUGAUGAUGAUGAUGAUGAUGAUGAUGAUGAUGAUGAUGAUGAUGAUGAUGAUGAUGAUGAUGAUGAUGAUGAUGAUGAUGAUGAUGAUGAUGAUGAUGAUGAUGAUGAUGAUGAUGGGCUCAAUGAUAUCCUGGGGGCGAUGGCGAUGGAGCAGUUUCCGGGUCAAUCCAUAGCUUUGUAG
Molecule: messenger RNA, 2016 nt
Organism: Aspergillus fischeri NRRL 181
Lineage: Eukaryota; Fungi; Ascomycota; Eurotiomycetes; Eurotiales; Aspergillaceae
Exons: 4
Coding region: 1-2016 (671 amino acids)
Cellular component (GO): membrane; microtubule; cytoplasm
Molecular function (GO): GTP binding; microtubule binding; GTPase activity
Source: RefSeq, a predicted model, not a curated record